Messenger RNA from Centropristis striata (black sea bass), 2538 nucleotides. It is a transcript of the gene ten1, whose product is annotated as TEN1 subunit of CST complex. The coding region runs from base 58 to 456 and encodes 132 amino acids. The transcript is spliced from 3 exons. Lineage: Eukaryota; Metazoa; Chordata; Actinopteri; Perciformes; Serranidae. Gene Ontology annotation, biological process: negative regulation of telomere maintenance via telomerase. Gene Ontology annotation, cellular component: CST complex. Gene Ontology annotation, molecular function: single-stranded DNA binding; telomeric repeat DNA binding; telomerase inhibitor activity. The record is from RefSeq and is a predicted model, not a curated record.
ACUUUCCUCUACACUUUCCUCACAUUUAUUCAAGUAUUUUAGGUUUUUCUGUCCACUAUGCUUCCCGCAGCUGCAGUUUUUCAUUUCCCCUGGGAAAUAAAUGAUGGAACAGUGCAGGAAGGAGAAUCAGUGAGAGUAUUUGGCAGACUUGUCUGCUAUCAGCCUGAGGAGUCCAGGGCCACGCUGUCAGCUCAGCACGCUUCCAAAGACCACCACGUGGUCAUCCACACCCCGUUUGUGGAGCCUUUUAACCCAAUAGUUGGAGCCCAGUACAUCGUUCUGGGUGAGACUGAAAAUGUUGAUGGGGUCGGUGUGAUGGUCCGUGCACGUGUGCUGAACUGCGUUGACGGUGUAAACGUUGCCCUUCUACAGAAAGCCAUCAAUGAGCAGAGGAGCUUCUUCAGGGAGAGGGAGCACAAACAAGGGGAUGCUGCACAACCUGCAGAUGCAACCUGAUCAGACCCUCCCAGGAUCAGGACUACUCGAGCUCGGGAGAACUUUAAGAUGGGAAAAACUUAAGCAAUAUGUCCAAAAUAGACUAGAGUGCACAGAUAAAGGCUAAAAAUAUAAAUUUUAUUUAUUAAAGACUAAUGUUUCGAUAUUUGGUGGUUCUGACCCUCCAGGUUGAGAGCAACUGUUUUAAAGAAUAGGUGCAACCUUGAUAUUACAUCGACUACUUAAUGGUUUAUUUUAGAACCAGCAUGCUUGUAUACAGAAUGCGUCCAAUUCAGUUUAUAUAAAUGUUUUUGAGCCUUCAAAGUCUUCAGAAGUCGUUGAUAUUAUCAUGAGUCUCAAAAACUCUUCUCCUGGCCAUGAUGAAAUUCCAGCCUAUUUGAUCAAAAAGGUAGCUGCUUUAAUUAUUGAGCCCUUAACAUUCAUUUUUUCCAUGUCCCUUAAAUCAGGUACUAUUCCUCAAGCCUUCAAAAUUGCCAAAGUUAUUCCGCUCUUUAAAUCUGAUGAUCCAUCUGUAUUCUCAAACUAUCGUCCUAUAUCAAUACUUCCUUGUUUUUCUAAAAUUCUUGAAAAGCUGGUAUACAGUAGAAUCAUGAAACACCUAGAUGUUAACAAUAUUUUGUUCAAACAUCAAUAUGGGUUUAGAAAAAAUAUUCUACAUAUAUGGCUCUUUUACACCUCAGAGAAAAAAAGUACUGCUGCUCUGGAGAAAAAUGAAUACACCUUAGGCAUUUUCUUAGAUUUAUCAAAGGCUUUUGAUACAGUGAAUCAUGAAAUUUUGUUAUCAAAAGUUACAUUACGGUUUUAAAAAAUGGUUUUACAAUGGGUAGCAAAUUACUUAAAUAGAAGAGAGCAAUUUGUUGUUUUCAAUGGUAAUCGAUCACAGAAGACUGUACUAAAAUGUGGUGUCCCACAAGGGUCUAUUCUAGGACCCUUGUUGUUUCUUAUGUAUGUUAAUGAUCUUGCCAAUUCUUCAAGUUUAUUGUCACCUGUAGUAUUCGCUGAUGACACAAAUCUCUUUGUCACUGACAAGAACUUUGAUUACCUUAUUGCUAAAGCAAAUGCUGGACUCAUUCAUUUUUUUAUUGGUUAAGUUAAAUAAGUUAUCUAUCAAUGUCAAGAAAUCUAACUUUAGCCAAAAUGUAUAUCAAUGACAGUGCACUUGCACAAGUUUCAUCAGUGUUCUUAGGUGUCUACAUUGAUGAAAAACUCUGCUUUAAGAAUCAUUGUGAAUUUGUUGGUAAGGUUUCAAAAUCAUUGGCCAUUAUAAAAAGGGUUAAACACCAUUUAAAAAAAGAACACUUCUAACAUUGUAUUACAGUUUAAUGUAUCCUUAGAUCUCUUACUGUAAUAUAAUUUGGGCCAGCACUUACCAUUCUUAUUUACAAGCAAUUCAUAGAUUUCAGAAAUCCUUUGUAAGAACAGCCACUAACUCUUCUUAUUUAGCCCCAACUAAACCAUUAUUUAAACAAUUGCAACUACUUACAAUUUCUGAGGUCAAUAAGUAUCAAACAGGGGUUCUUGUGUAUAAAGUCAUUUGCUUUCCUGCAUCUCUACUUAUUUUUUUUCAAAGUUACUUUGAGUUCAAUUGUCAUUAUUAUGAACAUCUUACAAGAAGAAAGAAUGACUUACAUAUUCCUUUUUGUAGGACUUUUGUUGCCAAAUUCUUAUUUGUCUAUCAAGGUGCGAUGCUAUGGAACAACAUAAAACGUCUAACAGAAUCAUGUUCCUCUUUAAAUACUUUUAAGACCAAGCUCAAAAAAUCCUACAGAUCUUUGUAUCAUUGUUUUGUUUGUAUUUUGUUUGUAUUUUUUAUUUUCAUCUAGCUAUGUAAUUUAAGUAAAGUGUAUAUACUUUACUUAUACUCUACUUAUACUAUAUAAUGUUCAUUUAGAAAAAAGUUUCCAUGUUUGGGGAUUAGAUAUCUUCUAUGAACUGGGUUCAAUUGAAUGCAGGUCGGGAAUGAUUUGCAAAUUGUAUUCUAUUUUUUAUUGUUUUUCACAACAUAUUUUUUUUCAAACUUUUCACACAGAUUUUAUGUUUUAACUGGAUUAUUAAAAUAAUAUGGUACGUCAUUCUUAAGUU